CUCGAAACCGUACCAUAGCCUCCAAUCUCCAAUUCAUCACUUCCAAGCCACUUCACCUCAUCCAUAUGGCAUUUUAUUCACCUCAACUAGAUACUUGAAUGAUCAUCAUCAAUUGUGCUAUCAAAAAAUGUGAAUAAAAAACUACAACACCGUUCCGGCUUUUGAAUUGCUACGGUAACCUACUCAAUCUUACUUACUUGCUUAUAAUCUCCUGCCCCGCUACCCUCCACUUACCUACUGCAUCCAUCAUCGUGAAUACAAUCUUUACGCGCAGCCAAAUUUUGGUAGGAAUCCGGAGCAAUGGCCAAAAAAUCAAAGAAGAUUCCGAGCCCAUCUCGAAGUGUUUCUGACAUUUCCAGCGAUGGUGAUGGAGCUCCCGUUUAUACACCACCUGAAACUGAGUCCGUCGAUGGUCCCUCAAGCUCAACUCAUCUCUCAGAUCCAAGUCACCUCAGCGACGUAAUACAAGGGCUUCAAGAUGUCAAACUUGCAGAAGAUAAGGCUGAUGAAGCAGAGCAAGAGACACAUAAGUCUGCAAAGAAGAAGAGGGGUAAACGAAACAAUCGCUCCUUAGGCAAGGAAUCGGUUCCCGCAGAUAUCACUGUCAGCAAUGUUGCCGACGCCCUUCAGAACCUUGUAGUUUCCCAAAAAGAGACAAACAAUUUGGAGCAUGAGCAAAUCAAUGCGAAGUCUGAAAGGAACAGGAAGAAUAAGGAGAGGAAGAAGAGAAGCAAGGCUAGAAAGGCUGAGGAAUAUGCCAAGAAGGAAACCGAUGCGACUAUCGCGAAUGACAGGUCCAAAUCCAUGGAGGACGAGGAAGAGGAUUCAGAAGAAGAGAUAGCAGUCAAGGAUACAUCCGACUAUAAGUGGCUCAAGGACUCUGGAUGGAAUAACAUGAGAAAUUUCAUGAUGGGACAUGGUUUUAAAUGGGGUGAAGUUGAUGAAUAUGAUGCCGCAAAAGAGUUGAUCAAGAGUAUCAGGGAGGAUCAAGCUUCUGAGAAACAGGUCGAACCAGAACCGCUAAAGAAAAAAGUAGUCGAAGAUGUUUCUGUAUCUAAGCCAAAGACAGGCAAGACUAAGAAGGGUCAAGCUUCUGAGAAACCAAAGCCACCAAAGGAGACAGUCACAGAUGCCUCUUCCAAACAGAAAUCGAUGAAGACCAAGAAGAAUACUGUAGUCGGCUUGUGGGAAGAUUAUUUCGGAAAUGAAACUCAGCUUGCAAACUGGCAGAGACUCUGUGUCGACGUUGGCAUGGAAGAGAUACCUACGAGCAUUACUCAAUGUCGCAAAGUAAGUGAUACGAAUUUCCUCAAUUUCAGUAAUGAUGCUAAUGUAUAUUCUAUAGGCUUUAGGAAAAGUCUGGGUCAACAUAUUCGAUUUCCUCGACGCUAAGGCUGAAGGUAAACCAGUUAAGAGAUACAGCAGCGAACAUAAACUUGCUACAUAUACAUUGAAGUCCGGCAAGAUAUUUCCAAAGAGUCAUGCUAAGCAAGGUGGUCCUGCUAGAGUACUAUUGGCGCAUAUUUUCCGACAUUAAGAGUGAAUUGAUCAGGCAUUUCGGGGCGUUUUCUUUUCUUCGGCACACGCAAUGAUGAUUUUAAUGGGCAUAUGAUUGGGAUAUCAGGGAUUUUGAAUUUGCAGUUGGGAUAUCAACGUUGGGAUAAUUUGCUGACUAUUGGCGUGGGCUUUGGAUGCGCGUUCUUUUAUGUUACGUUCGAGCGGAUCUUCCUUCUGGGACUCUGGGUGUGGGAUAGCUAGAUAUUUCUUGCAUAUACGAGCAUUUUCACAUAUUCUUUG
Molecule: messenger RNA, 1797 nt
Organism: Sclerotinia trifoliorum
Lineage: Eukaryota; Fungi; Ascomycota; Leotiomycetes; Helotiales; Sclerotiniaceae
Source: the annotation of a GenBank genome assembly